UAAUAUAAUAAUACUAAAAUUUUCCAUCUCUCUCGCCAAGAUUUGUCCUUUCCAAUCUCUCUUCCUCUCCCAAAAACAGGGUCAUGGCUAUUAGGAAACUUUAUGGAACCCUUGGUUCUCCAGACACAAUCCGAGCCUUAGCUUCCAUCUUUGAACAUGAGCUUGAUUUUGAAUUCAUACCAAUUGACCUCAACGCUGGAGAGCACAAAACUGAAUCUUUCCUCUCUUUAAGUCCCUUUGGUCUGGUUCCAGUCUAUCAGGACGACGGUUUGACUCUAUUUGAAUCAAGGGCCAUAAUGAGGUUUAUAUCGCAUUAUUACCGAAAACCUGGAACUGAGCUAGUCUACGAGGUGCCAAAGCUACAAGGAAUAGCGGCAACUUGGAUCGACGUUGAGGAUCACCAAUUUAGUCCCCCAGCUGAAAAACUUAGGCAAGAGCUCGUGGACAAGGCCAAAAAGGGGUUGCCAAUGGACAAAGAGGUGGUGGCAGAAGCAGAGGCUAAGCUGGUUAAGGUGUUGGAUGUGUAUGAAGAGAGACUUACAGAUUCUAAGUACUUGGGAGGUGAUAGGUUUACCUCUGCUGAUCUUACUCACCUUCCUUACUUGUACCACCUAAUGGGCACACCUGUGAAGCAGCUCUUUGAAGAGCGACCCAAUGUUAGUACAUGGUGCAAGGACAUUUUGUCUCGCCCAUGUUGGAGUAAGGUGGUGGAGAUGGUUGAGAAGGAUAAGGUGUAAACAGAAAAAUCUCAUGAUUAAGACAUGAAAUAAUUCGAUAAGUCACUUCAUGAAGAAAAUAAAAGAAAGAGUUUUCGGUUGCGACAUGCGGAUAAUAUGUAAUCGAAUUUAUCGGUUGUCACAAUUUGAUAAUAUGGAUCGCUAUAAUCGAUGAAUUAACUAUCAUUUUCAUAUAAA
Quercus robur (English oak) is the source of this 914-nucleotide messenger RNA. RefSeq names its product glutathione S-transferase-like. The transcript has 3 exons. The record is from RefSeq and is a predicted model, not a curated record. Bases 84 to 737 code for a protein of 217 amino acids. Gene Ontology annotation, molecular function: glutathione binding; glutathione transferase activity. Gene Ontology annotation, cellular component: cytoplasm. NCBI's taxonomy places the organism in Eukaryota, Viridiplantae, Streptophyta, Magnoliopsida, Fagales, Fagaceae.